Molecule: messenger RNA, 2412 nt
Organism: Metarhizium album ARSEF 1941
Lineage: Eukaryota; Fungi; Ascomycota; Sordariomycetes; Hypocreales; Clavicipitaceae
Product: RING-9 protein
Exons: 2
Coding region: 1-2412 (803 amino acids)
Molecular function (GO): zinc ion binding
Source: RefSeq, a predicted model, not a curated record
AUGCGCACUCCACGGGUCGCCAUACUCGUUUUUUCCCUCGCUGCCUCUCUCUUCAUCGUAUUCCGCGCUGUAACAGCCUCCCGAACCACCGUGGUCGCUGCGUAUCCGCCUGCUUCUGCGACGUCAAAGUCCGUCUUUAGCUUCAUGUACUAUAAUACUCCAUUUUCUCUAUUCCCACCAAACGCCGCCAUCAGCUUGACCGACGACAACAGCACAUCCUUCGCCGCUCGGCCUGCAGCCUUCGGUCCCAAGUUGGCUUCCUCGGGCCUAAGUGGUCAGCUCUGGGUCGGCAGUGGCUUCGGCGAGGAUAGUUUGGAUGGUGAUGGAGAGCUUGGGUGCAGCGAUUUGCCUGGCUGGGGCAGCUCAAAUACGAGAGCGUCUCUGAAGAACUCUUUCAAGGUUGGGUCCACGAGGGUCACUUCGGCGAAGCUCAAGAUGCCCAAAACAGGAGCCUCUUUGCUUGACCAUGACAGUCACGGGGUCGUUGCCAAGGGCAAGCCGGAGUCGAGAAGUCCCAAAAACGACAACACGGACAAUUAUUUAACUGAGGAGGUGGCCGGCACACCUUCCCGCCGGGAUGGCUCCAUCGGCUCCUCGGGACAUGCCGACAUACAGUCUAUUCAGGAAGCUGCAGAAAUCGAGGGUAAGAUUGUCCUGCUCAAACGUGGAGGAUGCGGCUUCUUGGAAAAGGUCAUGUGGGCACAGCGUAGAGGAGCCAUUGCCGUCAUUGUGGGCGAUAACCAGAGGGGCGGUCCAUUGAUUCAAAUGUUUGCCCACGGUGAAGACGUCGACAACGUCACUGUGCCCUCGGUCUUUACUGCUUGGACAACUGCCCAGCUUCUUUCCUCAUUGACCCAGCCCGGAAGUUUCAUUGAAGACACCCUCGAUGACAACGGGAAACCCGCCCUCAAGGUCCAGCAGACACCCGCUGCCACCCACAAAAAACAAUCCCAAGCAAAGCCCAAGGCCGCUGCUUCAAAUGGCGCCAAAGGCUCAAAGUCUAAGAGACUGGUGCAUGAGAAGCGAGUCAAAUCUGCUAAAAGUGGCUGGGGACUAGGAGGAUUAUUCAGCCGGGACAUCGCAACUCGCGCAGUGGAUUCUCAGAGCCGCCCCCCAAGGAGCGGACGCUUGGACUGGGUCCUGGUUGACGAGUUCAACGAUGAGAAAGACAAGCUGAUUAGCGACACUUUGGGCAAAGCGAAGAAGCCCAAGUCCAAUAAAGAUGACUUCGUCAUUGGUGUACAUGACUGGAGAGACCCGGAUCUUGUCCGCGCUGUAGGACAGAAGAAUACAGUUGAAGGGGCUCCCGCCGCAAAGAAUGCCGGGUCCGGCAAAUCUAAAGAUGGGGAUGCCAGCUCAGACCGCAGACCAAAAGCUGCGGAGGCCGACUCCAAGCAUCACGGCUUCCUGUCAACGCUAUUUGGGAGUGAUUCUGGCGAUACCGCGCAGUCUGCCGGCUCGUCCGCUGACAAGGACGAGGAUUCGCCAAUCACGCCGUCAUCGACCGAUAGUCCACAACCGCACGAGGGCUUGUGGGUGACAAUCACUCCGACAAGCAGCGCAAGCCCAUUUUUCGAUACCCUACUGGUGCUAGUUAUCAGCCCUCUCGUGACGUUGACCGUUGUUUAUGCGCUCCUCAUUCUUCGAGCUAGGAUUCGCAGGAGACGAUGGAGAGCGCCAAAGUCUGUGGUUGAUCAACUUCCUGUACGAACCUACCACACAGUUGUUUCGUCCUCACCUAGUUUGCCUCCAAGAGUGCCAUCUCCUUCGGCUGCCACGCCAACCACCCCGUUGCUGCAACACAGUCCUCUGCGGCCACGCCCUCGGUCCAGGACCACGACGGGAGUAAUCGAGAGCGAGAAUCUCCUCUCAGCCAGCGGCCCUGUUCCAACACCGCCGUCUCCUCAGACAAGUCGCCGAAGCGAGUUUGAAAAGGGGGCGGGGGGCUUUUCAGCAGAAUGGCGCAAGUACAUGGGCCGACAGGUUGAGUGCGUUGUGUGUCUCGAGGAAUAUGUGGACGGCGUUAGCAGGGUCAUGAGUUUGCCUUGCGGCCACGAGUUUCACGUCGAUUGCAUCACCCCUUGGCUGACUACGCGGCGGCGAACGUGCCCCAUUUGCAAGGGCGAUGUGGUCCGGUCACUGGCGCGCGGCAAAGGAAACGGCCCUCGGUACGACGCCUACCGAGAGGACAGUGAUGACGACGAUGAGGAUGAGGACGAAGCCGAGGCGUCGGGGUCUGGUUCAGCAGACAGACAAUCCGACUUGGAACAAGGCGUCCCAUCGUCAGAACCGAGAAACGCGCCGCAAAGACGGGACAGAGAUGGUGGUUGGCUGGGUGUCUUGUCCAACAGCUUCCAUGGCAGGACGCGACCUCGUCCUCGAUCGCCCUCUCCAGAGGAUCGAAGUCGUUAG